AUGAAAAAAAGCAUCUUUAAGCUUACUCAAAAUACUUUUUUAAAAGCAAAUAAUUUUUCCAUUUAUAAAAGAAGUUAUGUAUUUCAUUUUUUUAAAAACAGAAGUAUUAUAACUAGUAAUAUUUCUGAUAAUAAAGAAAUUAAAAUUAAAGAUAUAGGAGGUUUUAAAAUAAAAAGUUUCAAAAAAACUAAAAAUAUAAAAGAUGAGAAGGAUGACGAUAUAUAUAUACUAAAUGGAAAAAUACUAUACGCACAAAAAAACAAGAAAGAAAAAAAUGAAUCAAAAGUAAACUAUCCUAUUAAAAAAUCAAAAUCCUUAGAAAAUACAGAUAAUUUAUUUUAUUUAAAAUUAAUUGAUAAUCUUAAAAAAAACAAUUUAGAAACUGAUAAGGAUGAAUAUAAAGAAUAUAAAAAUAGAGAAAUAAGGAAUCCUCUUAAAAAUGAAAAAGAAUGCGAUAAUAAUAAUGAUAAUAACAUUAAUAGUAAUAGUAAUAGUAAUAUUAAUAUCAAUAGUAAUAAUAAUAGUAACAACAUAAGUGGUAACAUAAAUAAUAAACACUCUAAUCAGAAAAGUGAAUCAGAAACUUUUUAUAAGAAAAAUGAAAUUAAUGAAAAAUUAGAUAAUUAUGAAAUAAAAAGUAAUGAUAACAAAAUAAAAAAUACACAUAUGAGUAUCCUCAGUAGCAAAAUGACAAUUAAUAAUGAAAUAAAAAAUGAGAAUGAGAAAAUUAUAGCAAAAGAAGAAAAAGAAAAAGAUAUACACACAAAAAACAGUACUAAUAAUCAUACAAAUAAAAUAGAAGAUAUCUUAAAUAACAAAAACAAUUCAGAAGUAAAACCUCCGAGGAAUAAUAGAGAUGUUAACAACGUUAAACAUGAUGUGUAUGAAAUUUUAAAAGAAAUUAACUCAGAAAAUGAUAAAAAAGAAAUAGAAAAAUUUUUAAAUUAUUUUUUAUUAUAUAAAAAUAACAAUUCUACAAACAUUUUGGGUAAUUUUGUCAGUUUUUACUUUUGUAAUAUAUUAAGUGAUGAUUUAAAAGAUUUAAAAUAUUAUUAUUUUGAUGGAGUAAAAUUAAGUGUUAACUCUUUUUUUAACACUAUAAGAGAAUUAAAUGAAAAACAAUUAUCUAAAAUGACAAAUAUUUAUUUAAAAGAAUAUUUUUUAAAAAUAUUCAAAAUUUUAAAAUCGCAAAAUUUGAAUUUGCAUUUUGAUAAUUUAGAAAUAAAUAACAUGAAAUUGCUUUAUAUAUAUAACAUACUUGGAUUAAUUAGAAAUGAUGGAAAAAGAUCAAAAAAAGAAAAUAUCAAAAAAUUUUUAUAUCAAUAUAUAUGCGUAGAAAAUAAAGAUAUUGCACUUUUAAAAAGUAAUAGCAAAAUGAAAUUUUUAACAAAUAUUAUAAAAAAUGGUGUCACCACACGUAUGCAUAUAUUAAUAAAUUUAUCAUAUGACUUAUCUACAUAUAAUACUAUUUCAUCUAAUUAUAUUACAAAAACAAAAUUUAAAAAUAUAAAUUUAGAAUUUAUAUUUGAAAAUCAACUAGAAAAUCCUCUUUUUUCUCUGCAAUCUCAUGAGACAAUCAAUUUAAAAUCAUCAGGGUGGUACUUAGUUGAUGUUAAUCAAAUAUUAAAUGGAAAUUUGCCUUAUGAAUGA
Molecule: messenger RNA, 1650 nt
Organism: Plasmodium gallinaceum
Lineage: Eukaryota; Apicomplexa; Aconoidasida; Haemosporida; Plasmodiidae
Product: conserved Plasmodium protein, unknown function
Exons: 1
Coding region: 1-1650 (549 amino acids)
Source: RefSeq, a predicted model, not a curated record